Messenger RNA from Peronospora matthiolae, 3531 nucleotides. The record is from the annotation of a GenBank genome assembly. NCBI's taxonomy places the organism in Eukaryota, Oomycota, Peronosporomycetes, Peronosporales, Peronosporaceae.
AUGGCAGAUGUGGGGACCGAAGCGACCGCAAGAACCCCGCGGGAUGACGCGACCGAGCGCAAGAAGGCGCUGCUGGUGUUCAAGAGUAACCUCCAGUCAGCCUCCGAUGACGACGACGAAGACGCUUCCGACGAGGAGGACGACGAUGUGACGCUCGUUCACUGCCGUGCAGGGGCGACUCGGGAAGGCGAUCGAGGGGUCCCUGUUGAGGACGAAGAAGAAGAGGAAGAAGAAGAUGACGAGGCACUGAAUGGACGGUCCGAAGACGACGAUCUUGACAGCAGCCCAGCCACGGAGAUGUUGGGACGCUUUGAAAUGGACGAGGACGGUGACGAUCUGGCCAAGGGCACGGCGUUCUCGCAUGUGCAUUCUUCGGGUCGACCCGUCACGACCAGCCAGAUGAAAACUCGUGUCCCCAGUGAGACGGACUCGGCGUCGGAAGCCGCAGCUGGGACUCGUGUGCUGCCGUCCAGUCUCCGAAACAAGAGUCUCGAGAACGCGGACAAUCCCACGACGCUCGCGCUCAAGUCGGGCGCGUCUAAUGUUGGCGCGAUCAUUGCAGCUCGGCGACGCACGACGGCGCGCAAAGAGUGCGAGAUGUGUCACGAACCACGCAACGGACGACGUGCAUUGCUCUGUGUCCAGUGCAAGUGUAUGUACCACACGAGCUGCUUUCGUCAACAGUUUGCCAAGACAGUCCAAGGAUCGAAUCGACAGUGGCGGUGUCCAGACUGUGAUCCGAAUUCGAUAGGCGAUUCUGUGGAGGAGCCACUUGCUGGUUCACUACGGAAGCAACAGCACGUCGACCCUGCUGUCCUGAAGAAUCGUGGAAGUCGCGUCAUAAAAGCUGCCGUAACGAGCCGAAGUAAAAUGGACAACGAUGGCAGAGCUGCACAGCCGGACGGCUCACUAGGUGGUGCAACAGAGACCGAGGUGCAGCGCUUGACGGAUUUAGCAUUGUGUGGUGGCAAAAACAUCAAUGCCGCAAUACUGGAGCAAACAGGGGAGAUGCUACACAUUACGCAAGCUUUGACAAAGGCGAUUGACACGGUCAUGUGUCCUACUUGGCUGGAACACCCUGAUGGUACUGUUGCGCAUGAGGCAAUGCCCGAUGCUCGUUCCGGUGAUAACAGCAACACUGGUGAGUAUAGGCAGCAGCAAACGCAAGUGCCGUCUCCACCUCCGCCCCCGUUUCUGCUGGUUCCUGCAUCGUCUUCUUCGCAAACGUAUUCUGCCGAUGCGACCCACGUUUCUAUAAAAAGCGAGAGCAACGCGCACGUAAGUGGUAGCAACGGCCACAACAGUGUUGUGUGGAACGGUGUGGCGUCAUCAAAUGUGUCUGAGAAGGACGUCCUUUUGCGUCGUGUUCACGAUGGGCUGGCCUCGUUGAAGCAGCUAGUGGAACAGCUUCAAGUCGCCGGCAUCCAGUUCGAGGUUGACUUGAUCCGAAAAGUAAGGGCAGCACCAAAUCAAGACCGCAAGUCCGCAUUACACAGCGGGGCUAAAACUGCGUCGGGACCAGCAAGCCGGUUUGCGUCAGGGUCAAAAGGAAAAAGUGGUGCCAGCCGCUUGUAUUCAUCGAAACAGAUUCAGAAAUUGGAGGAAUGGUACCAGCGCUCGUCUCGGCCAGAGUCGAGUGAAAUACACUCGAUGUAUCGCAUAAUCAACUGCUCGGACUAUGCGGAUCCGGAACUACAACCUGAAGGUAUCUCAGUGAAGCAAAUUCGCAUUUGGUUCGACAAUCGGCGCGCAAAGGAACGUCUCGAUUACAUGCGCUUGAAGAUGAAGGAUAUUUCCACUACUGACAUGGAUGCAGACAGUGUCAAGAAGAUGAAAGCCGCUUACAUCGACGAGGCCAAAGAAGUGCUUGAGGCGCGAGUGUCACGGAUGCGUGAAAAUGGACAAGGAUCAGGUCAAGUCGUCGACGCAGCAGACUUGGCUCUUAUUGCAAACACUUCGGAUCAAAGCAUGCAUGGUAACUCGCUCAACGUUGGUUUGUCUGGCGCAGGAAAAGCCAACUUGGGUAUGGUGAACGCUAGCAAAGAAGGAAGUGAUAGCCUCAGGCUUCCCGGUUCGGCUGGAUCGACAAGCCUGAAGAAGCGCAUACGAAUUGAUUAUGUGGCUUCUGUGAGGAAGGCAAUCAAAGAUGCGCGUGAUGCUGGUAAGAGCGACGAGGAAACGAAAGCGCUGCGCACUGCUGCGAUCGAACGCGCACGAGAACGGUUGCAUGUGCCCUACAAGAAUGCACGCACUGGACCGUCAAAGCCGCUGGGCAAAGAGGAAGUAUCACAUAUCAAGAUGAGAAUGUUGCAGCUGUUGGAGGAAGACGCACCCUCCGAGGAAGUGACCGACAUCAUUGAGCUACUGUUGUCGCUUAUUAUUCCCUACACCGUCCUGAUCGAGUCGGGCAUUCAGCAGCAGCUGGAAUUGAUCCUUGUAGCACACAAAGACAACAAAGAGCUCGUGCGGCAGACCAAACGACUGCAGGGAGAAUUCAACUUCAUUGUGGAUAACGGUGAUGCACCGAACGUGGUUGCCGCGAUGGCUGGAGAGUUAAGUGCCAGCAAAAAACGAAAGGAAAAGCCACGGUCGCUGUUGUUACAUAUGGACACUGAAUCAUUGCCUGGGACACCCGGAUCUUCGCCAAUAUCUGGCCCAACACCAUCGCCGGAGUCGCGUCGACCGCGUGUCAAGUUUUCGUUGGCCCAGCUGGUGAAGCUCGAGAAGUACUUUCACAAGGAGGACACACCAAGCAAGAAGAAGCUGGAUAAAAUCGCUGCGCGGUUAAAUGGGAUUGCGUCCCUCGACCCAUCAAGUGAUGCAGCUCAGAGGUCUAUCGAUUACAAGCAAAUCCGCUGCUGGUUUUACAAACGUCGCUCAGCCAAUCAACCUCCUCAGGCUUUGAGUGGCGCAGAUUUGCACAAAAUCGAUGACACCGUCUCGAGUUCGUCUUGUUCCAGUGACACUGAGUCGGACGACGACAAUAAAUCGGAGAAGGGCUCGGUGGCAAAGCGCAAAGCACCGUCAGGUGACGACAAGGUCGGUGUUAAGCGCUGCAAAUCAGAGUCGCCCAUCCAACCUGCUUCAUUUGGGACGCCAACAGCGAAGAGUGAGGAUGCGAUGGUAGUAGACAGUGAUGGCGAAACGGUUGGUGGCAUCCGUACAGGGCGGGUCUUCAAUAUGAAACAGCUUGCGACAAUUAUCGAGGAGUACGAAAAGAAUCCGCAGCCAACAGUGGCCCGACUGGAGGAAUUGCUCAAGGUGUUGAACCGAGACGAUCACGUUGACGAGCAUUCUGCACCUGGCACUGGCGUAACAAAGCAGCAGGUCGCAACAUGGUUCUCGGACCGCCGCGCAAAAGAGCGUCUUGAUCUGUUCAAGAUGACUCGGGCAGGUGGUGGCCAAGAGAGCCGUGGUUGUAAUAAUGGAGAUGGUCACGAGCGCGAAGAAACCGAGACGAGAAAUGUCAGUCACGUUGGACGAGUCUACGUCAGUGAGGGAGAUGCUGGCGCUGGAGACGCAAGCAGUUGA